This is a messenger RNA of Rotaria sp. Silwood2, 620 nucleotides long. Lineage: Eukaryota; Metazoa; Rotifera; Eurotatoria; Philodinida; Philodinidae. The record is from the annotation of a GenBank genome assembly.
GAUCAGGUACAACAUUGAAUAAGAUUGGAACUAGUUACGCAAUAUAUGUUGAUGAUCAAUCAAAUAUCUAUAUUUCGGAAUAUUCAAAUCACAGAGUGACUCUGUGGUUUAAUGGUAAUACAACAGCUGGUACUAUAGUAGCUGGAAAUAAUACUGCUGGAAGUGCAUUGUAUCAACUUAGGAAUCCAUGGGGAGUGUUUGUCGAUUCAAUGUAUGGCAUAUAUGUUGUUGAUCGAGGCAAUCAUCGCGUUCAGUAUUUCGAGAAAAGCAAGCAUAAUAUAUUCCAAAGUUUUCUAUGUCAUAUGUUUGAGUAUUUUACAGAUGCCGUCAAUGGGACUACUGUUGGAGGCCAGUCGGGCGUUCCAGGAGCAUUUGCUAAUCAAUUUAAUUUACCCACGGCAAUCACGCUUGAUCAAUUUGGAAAUCUCUAUAUAUUGGAUUCGGGUAACGAUCGAAUUCAACAAUGGGCUUCCGGAGCAACAUUUGGCGUAACAGUCGCAUCAGUUGCUAUGGGUACUCCAAAAGGAAUGUCUUUCGAUCCAUUUGGAAAUUUGGUGGUUGCAGACUCUGGGAAUCAUCGAGUUAUUUUAUUUCCAGUUAUUUGUCGUAAGUUGGAUUAA